Molecule: messenger RNA, 546 nt
Organism: Cheilinus undulatus (humphead wrasse)
Lineage: Eukaryota; Metazoa; Chordata; Actinopteri; Labriformes; Labridae
Product: gonadotropin subunit beta-1-like
Exons: 3
Coding region: 111-473 (120 amino acids)
Biological process (GO): G protein-coupled receptor signaling pathway; ovulation
Cellular component (GO): extracellular region; cytoplasm
Molecular function (GO): hormone activity
Source: RefSeq, a predicted model, not a curated record
GGAGAGCUGAAGAAACAAGACCAGCAACUCAGACUGAAGCAGCAACACAACUCUAAAGGUGAAUCCUGAUCCCCUCUUGUGGCGGACGUCUGCGCUGCACCCGACAGACAAUGAAGCUGGUUGUCAUGGCAGCAGUGCUGGCUGUAGCAGGGGCGAGGCAGGUCUGCAGCUCCGGCUGUCAUCUCACCAGCAUGCUCAUCCAAGUGGAGGGCUGCGGUCGCAAGGAGUCCGUCUCCACCACGGCAUGUGUGGGACAGUGCUUCAACAAGGACCCGGUCUACAUUGGACACGAUGACUGGGCUGAGCAGCAGGUCUGUAACGGGAACUGGAUCUAUGAGGUGAAACAGAUCCCAGGAUGUCCGGUCAGCGUCACCUACCCCGUGGCUACACACUGCGAAUGUAAAGCAUGUGAUGCAGGAAACACACACUGCGGGCGCUUCACUGGGAACGCACCAAACUAUCAGCCAUUUUAAAGAAUCCUUGGUUGUCCUUGAUUUACUGAUGAUGAUAGAGAAAGUGAUGCUAAAAUAAACAUGCGUCCGCUAA